AUGGAUAUUCCACAGCCCCCUGAAGAUAUCGAAUUGAAAAACAUUAUCGACAAAUUGGCCCAAUUUGUCGCUCGGAACGGCCCCGAGUUUGAGCAAAUGACCAAAACCAAACAAAAGGGCAACCCCAAGUUUCAGUUUUUGUACGGGGGCGAACACUUUAAUUAUUAUCAAUACAAAGUGUCCAGUGAACAAACGGUGUUCAAACAACAACAAAUGCAAUCGGAACCUGUUCCAACCUGGAACACUCCGCCUCCGAGUUUCACUCCGCAACAAACUUCAGAACUGGAACAAAUAAUGCAGCAACAAGAUGUUCUGAGAGAGCAGAUCAAGCAGAGCGAACAGAACCUAACCGCUCAGCACACUGUUCUGAUGCAACAGCAACAAGCUGCCAUUGAAAAUGCGGUUUCAAAAUGCACCGCAGCUGAUUUGCAAACUGAAGCUGAUCAAUGCGGGAUUGUUCUGAGCGAACUGAAUAGCAUUUUGCAACCGAUUUUGGAUAGUUGCACCAAGGAUAGUAUUGGGAAUGGGAAAUCUUGGUUUUUGCAACAUGCUGAUACCAAGCAAAAGUCGAACUGUGUUGUUCAAUGUUUGCUCUAUAAGGUUCUACAAUCGGGCACUUUUCCUCAAAAAUUGCACAUAAUCUAUUUGGUCAACGAUUUGUUGCACCACAGCGUGCGAAAAAACGCCUGCGAUUUGCAAGAAGCUCUGGAAAUCGCUGUCGUGCCGAUGUUUUGCAACGCCAGCGUUUGCGCCUCUGACGAGCAAAAGCUGAAGCUGGAAAAACUUCUGAAGCUGUGGGAAUCCAAGGCCAACUAUUUGAAGCCUGAUACUUUGGACAAGUUGCGUAAUCCACUUAAAAGUUACCAGCAAUAUCAAUCGGAUCAGAUGGCCAAGUAUGCUCAGCAAGUCGCCAUUUUGGCGGAUCAGACAAAAGUGACAUUUGAGACAUAUCAGAGCCAACAUCAGGCUUUUGUCUGCCACGCCAUGCAACAAAUAAUGGACUUGCAACAACAAAAACAGGACAUUGAACAAACCAAGGAAAUUCCCCCUGUAAUUGCUCCAGCUACUCAGAAUCUGAUCCCGCUUGAAACAAUCCAAGCAACCUUGCACCAAACAAUCCAAUCUUUGAGCCAAAACACCUUUCAGAUUCCAACAAUUGGGACUCAGACUUCGGUAAAGGAGGAUUUUUUGGUCAAUUUGAAUGUUCCGCCACCUAAAAUUGUAGAGCAAGUGGAGCUGCCUCCGGGUUUUAUGCCCCAAUUGCCGCCCCCCAUUCCGGGGGGCGUAUUUCCCGACUUUAGUAAACCGCCGCCUGGGUUUGCGCCGCCUCAACCUCCUCCCGAGGUGUUUUUGGAAGAACUAGUCCCCACUGCUCCUUAUUAUGAUUUACCUGCUGGUCUAAUGGUGCCCCUUGUCAAGCUGGAAGAUUCGGAUUACAAGCCUUUAGAUCCGAAAGACAUCAGGCUGCCCCCGCCUGCGCCUCCCAACGAGCGCCUCCUAGCGGCAGUCGAAUCGUUUUACUCCUUACCAACUCACGAACGCCCAAGAGACAGCGAAGGCUGGGAAAAACUCGGCCUGUACGAGUACUACAAGGCGAAAAACCACGCGCGCAAAGAAAAAGAAGAAGCGAUCAGAGCAGGAUUGCGAGAAAAAUCGCGCAGUCCUUCGCCGAUUGUUUUGAAACAGGAAAAACAGGUGGCGCCAGUGAAGCGGCGUUAUUCGAGCAAAUCGCCAUCGCCCACUGCGCAAUCGCGCAACAUUUCAAACAUUCGGCGCAAGCGCUCCAGAUCUAGAAGCCGAAGCCCCGCGAGACGAAGACGCCCCACUAGAGAGAGAAGGCGUAGACAUUCAAGGUCACGCUCAAGGUCACCGAAACGAUCAGUGUCGCCCUCUACACCUGGUUUUGGAAGUGUCCCAUAUACAAGGGGCGAAGCCCAAGAGCUGGACAGUUCCAAUAAGGGGCACGAAAUGUUGAGGAAAAUGGGUUGGGGGGGCAAAGGGCUGGGCGUCAAAGAGCAAGGGAUCGACGCCCCGAUAUCGGGCGGCGAUGUCCGAGAUCGUCACGACCAGUUCAAGGGCGUCGGUUGUAAUUUGAAUGACCCUUUCGAGAAUUUUCGGAAGAAUAAAGGGGCCGCGUUCAUUACAAGGAUGAAGGCCAGAGCGGAGGAGCGCGAGAAGGAAAAUAUUGACGAUUAA
Ceutorhynchus assimilis (cabbage seed weevil) is the source of this 2196-nucleotide messenger RNA. The record is from the annotation of a GenBank genome assembly. NCBI's taxonomy places the organism in Eukaryota, Metazoa, Arthropoda, Insecta, Coleoptera, Curculionidae.